AUGAAGCCAAAACGAGAACUAGCAGAUACAGAAUUGUCGGAAGGAUCCUCGGAAAAGAGAUUUUGUGAGCCUGGAACGAGUGAUAUGAUGGGGCAAAGACCUCAAAAAGCGAUUGAACUUCUGGAAUUCGAAUUACAGCAAGCACAGCUGAAUGUACAGGAAAUUGGACGAAUUAUCGUUGAUGGAAUGUUGGAAAAAUCGAUAAACGAUGAGAUUUUGAAGGAAUUAAUCAAAAAAGUGUCGAAAAACGUUCCAACUAUGGCAAAUAUCAAUUUAUGGAAUCUGUCGGAUGACUUGAGUAAAGGAGUCAUUGAUAGUCGACUUGUCGUCGUUGGAAACGCGUUUUUGUGGAAUCUGCUAAAAUCCUCCAUGUCGACUCUUCGUGAUAAGUUCGACCACUAUCACUUCAAAAUGACCACAAUGGCUGGUGCAGUGCAGGCAACCUCCUCCUCCGCCUCCUCGAAUUCCCCAAAUUUGACACAAUUCGAAUUUCUAACAAAUCGAUGUCAACCGGGAGUCCAUCGUGUGGCUGAUGAUGGCAUUUUUGUUGGUAUCGAUCUGCUGGAUGUUUAUAAAUCUUGCGUUUUUCGGAAAACUGGAGAUUUGGGAAACAAAUCCAAGCAGUUUAUAAAGAAUUAUCUGGCACAUGCGACGCGACCGAAGUGUGCCAUCUGGCACUACAGUCUCCGCCAAUCCGGCGCAUCGCACAAAAAAUGGCUUCAGAAUAUUCCCGAACACGUGCUGGAUUCGUUGAUUCAUUUCCAACUAUCACUAGCCGGAUUGGGAAUGGUCGAGUUGGAGGCGGAUAGAGAUGUGGAUCGAGGAGGAUUCUACAUGUCACUUGGUGAUACGGAGGAUGCUCGUGAGACGACACUGACCAGUAUGAAAAUGAUCAGAGAGCAAUUGAAACGAAGCACGAGAAAUGCCAUUCAACACGAUCACACGAGAGCUCAUGGCACCGCCGUUCUGACCAUUCCCUACUACAAACUCGGUCUGACCUACAACCCGAACCGUAAUCCUAACGAUGACGAGGAUGCUGAUGAGAUUGAUGUGGAAGAUGUCAAAUAA
Messenger RNA from Caenorhabditis briggsae, 1068 nucleotides. The record is from RefSeq and is a predicted model, not a curated record. Bases 1 to 1068 code for a protein of 355 amino acids. The transcript has 10 exons. Lineage: Eukaryota; Metazoa; Nematoda; Chromadorea; Rhabditida; Rhabditidae. Gene Ontology annotation, cellular component: endoplasmic reticulum.